Messenger RNA from Carya illinoinensis, 3247 nucleotides. RefSeq names its product E3 ubiquitin-protein ligase UPL5-like. Lineage: Eukaryota; Viridiplantae; Streptophyta; Magnoliopsida; Fagales; Juglandaceae. The transcript is spliced from 3 exons. The coding region runs from base 194 to 2923 and encodes 909 amino acids. Gene Ontology annotation, molecular function: protein binding; ubiquitin-protein transferase activity. The record is from RefSeq and is a predicted model, not a curated record. Gene Ontology annotation, biological process: proteasome-mediated ubiquitin-dependent protein catabolic process; positive regulation of protein catabolic process; protein polyubiquitination.
AUAUAUAUAUGCAAUAGCGUAAGGUGUCAGUCAUUGUUGAUGACUGCUGUGGAACAAUAGCCCAUACCACAAUUUCGAUCAAUUUCAUCGGUCUCCUCUCUAGGUUUUGCCGUUUGCCGAUUUCCAAGUUCAUGCUCUCCGCCCCACCUUAGCGUUGAUUGUUCCUCCACUGGCGGCGGGGCUCCAUCUGUAGAUGUCUCUCGUGCAAAACCCCACCGUCGAUUGCGUUCCCCAGCUAGGUGGUCCCGCCAUCGUCGGCACCGCCACCAACGCGAUCCUCAACACAGUCGAUCACCCCAGACUUUCCUCGAAGCGCAAAUUGGACGAUUAUGGUGGCCCCACCUUCGACGACGAGGAGGAGGACCAGGAUGAAAACGACGCUGCUUUCGCCGAGUUAGUUUCAGUUAGAAUGAGGAAAGACGAACCCAACGCCGUCCACUCUUCAUCGGACGCCCAACCCCGCUCCAUUACCGCCGCGCAGUUCAAUCCUAGGGUUCCCGAUGACCGAUCGACUUCAUAUUCUUGCUCGACUCGAGCCGAGUCGACUCGUUCCGAGUCCCGGCUGCAGUUCUUCAUAAAGAUGAUCCCCGAGGGAAAAACCAUGGUAUUCCAAUUUUGUCCUCGCGACACCGUGAGAUCGGUUCACGACCGAAUCCAACUGGUGACCGGAAUUCCGGUUCACGAGCAAAGACUGAUAUAUCGGGGGAAGCAGCUCCAGUGGGAGCGCACGCUCGCCGAGUGCUCCAUCCAAAACGAUGCCGGACUUGAAUUGGUGGGCCGUAUGCGCAGCACCGGGCACCCUCACGCGUGGCAAGUGGUUGACGGCAUCGUUUCGGUGGUGUGCAGGCUUUGCCGAGGCGAGACGAUCCUUACCGCGGCGAAUGAUAUUAAACAGAGGAUGACGAAGUUCUUGACGGAAACUCCAAAGGACGAAGAGCGCGUCCCCGGGCAUCUGCAGAUAUUCUUGUCCUGUUCGGCCCCGGCCGCAUUGGUUAUGCUUUAUAUGUCGCCGAUCAAAGGUAACAAGGAUUGUGCGGAUAGUUCGAUAAGUCAUUUCUUGAAUUUCUUGAAUUCAAGUCGUAACGAGUUACCGAAGCCCUAUCAUAAUUAUUGUGCACCUAUAGUUCUCGAGUUUUGUAAGUUGCUUAGAAGAGCUGCGAUUGAGGACCCUUUGUAUCUCUCUUGUCGGAGUACACUUGGGUCAUUGUUGGAGAACUCUAAGAAAGUAAUUGUGAUGCAAGAGAUUUUCCCAUUUGUUAGCGAGUUGGGGAAUAGUUUGUCCAAGGAUUUAGUUUCGAGUAUGGAAUCGCCGACAAGUGUGGGGCCGCUGCUGGGUGAUGUUCGUGAUCUAGCCGCGUUCUUGCUCCUCCUGCGGACUGAGAUCACCGAACAAGUCGGUUUUCAGGGUCCCAUUCCUGUGACUUUGGAUGGGAAAGGAUACAAGCAUCCAUUGUAUGGGAAAGAGAUUGAGUUUCUUCAUCUUUUAUUUAUUGAUUUGUUGAAGAGAAUGGGAGAGUGCCUCCAUAAAAUGGAGCAGUGCUUGGCUGUUAAACACAAGGGGGAAGGUGAAACUAUUUAUUCUGGUUGGUCUCAGUAUCUUGCCAUAUUGAAGGAGCUGAAUAGCGUUUCCAAACUUUAUCUGGGUGCUGAAGAAGAUUUUUGGAUGGUUUUGAAACUUAGAAAGUCUUCGCUGUGCACGCUAAUUAUUAAAUAUGCUAAGCGUACCGAUGAUCAUCAGUGGCUUCUUGAGCAAAAGGAUGUGACUGAUUUUGAAUCUAGGAGGCAUUUGGCGAUGAUGAUGUUUCCAGAGGUAAAAGAAGAUUAUGAGGAACUGCAUGAGAUGCUUAUUGACAGGUCUCAGUUGCUGGCAGAAUCAUUCGAGUAUAUAGCAAAGGCAGAACCUGAGGCUCUACAUGCUGGUCUCUUUAUGGAAUUCAAAAAUGAGGAAGCCACUGGUCCAGGUGUGGUGCGGGAGUGGUUUUUUUUAGUAUGCCAAGCUAUAUUCAACCCAGAAAACGCUCUUUUUGUGCCAUGCCCAAAUGAUCGCAGAAGGUUCUUUCCUAAUCCAACAUCUAAGGUGGAUCCCUUGCACCUUGAAUAUUUCAACUUCUCUGGCCGGGUGAUUGCUUUAGCUUUGAUGCAUAAAGUGCAAGUAGGUGUUGUCUUUGAUCGUAUAUUUUUCUUACAAUUGGCUGGAAGGGACAUUUCUCUGGAAGAUAUAAGAGAUGCAGAUCCAUGCUUGUAUAGUAGCUGCAAGCAGAUUCUGGAGAUGGAUUCUGAUUUUAUUGAUUCAGAUGCUUUAGGACUAACGUUUGUUAGAGAAGUUGAGGAGUUAGGAACCAGGAAAGUUGUCGAGCUUCAACCUGGUGGGAAAAGCAUUGUUGUGAAUAGCAAGAACAGGGAGCAAUAUGUAAAACGUCUCAUAGACCAUCAGUUUGUGACAUCUAUCUCAGAACAGGUAUCACAAUUUGCUCAAGGUUUUGGUCAUAUUCUUUGUAACUCCAAGCUCCAGAAGUUCUUUUUCCAAAGUUUAGAACUUGAAGAUCUGGAUUCAAUGCUUUAUGGAAGUGAAACUACCAUCUGCGUGAAUGAUUGGAAGGCACAUACUGAGUACAAUGGCUACAAAGAAACUGAUCCUCAGAUAUUCUGGUUCUGGAAGAUCGUUGGCGCAAUGUCGGCAGAGCAGAGAAAGGUUCUUCUCUUUUUUUGGACCUCAGUGAAGUAUUUACCGGUGGAAGGUUUCUGUGGAUUGGCUUCUCGGCUUUACAUCUACAAGUCCACAGAGCCUCACGAUCGCCUGCCUUCAUCCCACACAUGCUUUUAUCGGCUGUGUUUCCCACCAUAUCCAUCUAUGGCCAUCAUGCAAGAUCGCCUCCACUUCAUCACCCAAGAACAUGUAGGCUGCAGCUUUGGUACCUGGUGAUAUUAGUUACAGCUUUGCAUUUGGGGGUUGCGAAGGGUUUUUGAUUGCACAUACACUCAGCUUGUACAGAUUAUAGGAAUAUCGUGUUCGUCAUUUAGACCAUGGAAGAAGCUGCUUUAAUCCUCUUAUUUUGGGCCCUUUUCCAGUGUCAUUGCUUUUUUCUCGACUGUCUGUAUAGUUAUAGUAUGAAUAAAGCUGGAGGCAGGGGGAAAAAAAAUCUCCACUUCCAUCAUGAACUUCUUGCCUAGUGUUAGAUAUUUGGCUUUAUCAUGACGUUUAAGCACCCGAGGUUCUGCAAUGACAUGCUUAGUCAAUUUCCUCUCA